Molecule: messenger RNA, 995 nt
Organism: Nicotiana attenuata
Lineage: Eukaryota; Viridiplantae; Streptophyta; Magnoliopsida; Solanales; Solanaceae
Product: ras-related protein RABA5c-like
Exons: 2
Coding region: 138-794 (218 amino acids)
Cellular component (GO): endosome
Molecular function (GO): GTPase activity; GTP binding
Source: RefSeq, a predicted model, not a curated record
ACAUUCUCUGUACCAAUCUUUGCCAGCUCUGCCCAUUACUUCUUACACAAAACCCCAACACCCUCUCUCUCUCUAGAUCACCAUUUCCACUUUCUCUCUCUUCCCCCAAAGACUCUUACACUUUUCAAAACUUGAAAAUGGAUUCAUCAGAUGAUGAAAGUGGUGAGGAAUAUCUUUUCAAGAUUGUAAUAAUUGGUGAUUCAGCAGUUGGAAAAUCAAAUUUGCUGACACGUUAUGCAAGAAAUGAAUUCAACUUGCAUUCAAAAGCAACAAUUGGUGUUGAGUUUCAGACCCAAACUCUUGAAAUUGAUGGUAAAGAAGUAAAAGCUCAGAUUUGGGAUACAGCUGGUCAAGAAAGAUUUAGAGCUGUUACUUCUGCUUAUUAUCGUGGUGCUUUUGGUGCUCUUGUUGUUUAUGAUAUUACUAGACGUACCACUUUUGAUAGCAUCCCUCGUUGGCUUGAUGAGCUCAAAACUCAUUCUGAUACCACGGUUGCAAGGAUGCUCGUGGGAAAUAAAUGUGAUUUGGAUAACAUAAGAGCUGUGAGCGUAGAAGAAGGCAAAAGCUUGGCGGAAUCAGAAGGGAUGUUCUUCAUGGAGACAUCUGCCCUCGACGCAACAAACGUAAACAAGGCUUUCGAGAUGGUGAUUCGAGAGAUCUAUAACAGUGUUAGCAGAAAGGUUUUGAAUUCUGAUUCUUAUAAAGCUGAAUUAUCUGUCAACAGAGUUAGCCUCGUCGAUAAUGGUACCGAUGGAUCAAAACAAAAUCAAGGCUAUUCUUGUUGUUCUAGGUGAUUGAUGAUGGUUACAAGAAUGGUAAUCAAACCAAAAAAUCAGGGCUAUUAAGUUUAUAAGAACUGUUCAUUAAAUUAUUUGGUUGGUUUUAUACUAUUUAUUGAUUUCUUAUUGAUGGAAUACUUUUGUAAUGGUCAGGAACUUGAUAUUUAUAUUCUAUUCUAAAUAGCAGCUAAAAUGAAAAAAAGUUUCUUUCCUCAA